This is a messenger RNA of Daucus carota subsp. sativus, 1101 nucleotides long. Its product is annotated as clathrin light chain 1. Gene Ontology annotation, biological process: clathrin-dependent endocytosis; intracellular protein transport. The record is from RefSeq and is a predicted model, not a curated record. Bases 120 to 929 code for a protein of 269 amino acids. Gene Ontology annotation, molecular function: structural molecule activity; clathrin heavy chain binding. The transcript has 3 exons. Gene Ontology annotation, cellular component: plasma membrane; clathrin coat of coated pit; clathrin coat of trans-Golgi network vesicle. NCBI's taxonomy places the organism in Eukaryota, Viridiplantae, Streptophyta, Magnoliopsida, Apiales, Apiaceae.
GCAACUUUUAAUUGUAAUAUACAGUAGUAGGAGUAUUUGAUAAAUUGAAGCGACGCAGAGGGGCGAGGGCAGUAUAACAGUCUGAACAUCAAAUCCACGACGCAAAGAUUUCACCGAAAAUGUCGUCGUCGUUUGAUGCAUUCGCCGAAGAUUUCGACAACUCAGCAUACUCCACUUUCUCAUCAUCCACCGCUCCCGUCGAAUCAUUCCCGGACGACGAGAUCACCGCCGAUCACGUCUCUCACUCAGUGAACGGAUCCGAUCUUUUCGGAUUCGGGGCGGAUCCGAACCCGAGCUUCUCGGAGUCCAACGGCAAUGGCACAGCGCCCGGAAUUGAGGAAGAAGACGCCGGAAUUUUCAGUUCCGACGGUCCGGUGCUCCCGCCGCCGGGAGAUAUGCGGGAGGAAGGUUCCGCACUUCGUGAGUGGCGCCGGGAGAAUGCAAUUAGAAUCGGAGAAAAAGAAGAAAAGGAAAAGGAAGUGCGUAACCAGAUUAUUGAAGAAGCCAUAGACUUCAAGAAUGCUUUCUAUGAGAAAAGAAAGAUUCAUAUUGAGACUAGCAAAAGUGCUAACAGAGAGAAAGAGAAGCUGUAUGUGGCCAAUCAAGAGAAAUUCCACAAAGAGGCCGACAAAGAGUACUGGAAAACAAUUGGAGAUAUCAUUCCCCGUGAGGUGCCGAAUUUAGAGAAGAAAAGAGGCAAGAAAGAUCAAGACAAGAAGCCGUCUAUUGUGGUCGUCCAGGGUCCCAAGCCUGGGAAACCUACUGAUCUUGCUAGGAUGCGACAUUUAUUGCUAAAGCUAAAGCACACUCCCCCACCUCACAUGAUAUCACCUCCAACUGCUCCAGCCAAGGAAGAAGGUGUAUCAGCUAAUGCAACUGGAAUUGCACCUCCUGCUGCAGUUGCUGGCCAAACUGCUAUACUAGUUUGACAGCUGGGCUUUUACUUUCCAAUUUUCUUUAAGUUACCCUGUGAUUGUUUCUUUAUAUCUAACUCUGUUCUAGAAACCUGCUCAUACAUCACACCUGGACAUGGAUUUUGGUUUAGGUUUUUAUAUUAUUAUUGUUUUAAUGUUUGGUAUGAAAUAUAUCAUUUUUAUCAAA